AUGAACACAAAAUUUAGUGCAACCACCCCAACUACAACCAUAGCCAUAACUACAACCACAGGUUCAACCACAACCACGACGUCGGCGUCAACUUCAACCUCAUCUCGACUAGUCCGCAAACAUCACGAGAAGAAAUGGGAUAGAGGUGGGGAUAGGGAUUGGGACGGCGAUGAUCAUCAUUGGGGACACCACGCCUGGGCAGACUUAAUCACCACCGACCCUCUCUCAUCAUCAACCCCGUCUCCCACAUCAACACCUUCCUGUCCUUCAGUCCGGAAUCAUAGUCCCUCAACCACAUCGCUCAUAUCCUCCUCCGAGUCAACUGCGCCAAAUUGCAUUGACAGUCUGGACGGAAGCGAACAGAGAUUUGAUGUUACGAGUUCAAAGUCCGUGCCGCUGAUUGUAGGGCUCGCAUGUGGCGUCCUUGCAUUAGUGACAUGCAUCUUGGCCCUUUGGUGGUUCCUUCGGAGAUCAAGACGCAAACAGAUUCUUUCACAUUCAAAAACGAUCCUAAUGACGCCUCGGAGCACAGCGUUGUACUUGACGGGUGAUCUCGAGAGUCAACGCCGGGCUUCGAAAGCCGGGCAAGAUGAUCUGAUGAGUGAGAAAGCCCCGCAGGAAACUCGGUCCAAUGCCAAUUUGAUAUCUGCAACGUCCAGCACCAUGAAUUCCAACCUCGACGUCCAAUCUUUGAACUACUCCUCCACCACGUCGCUGCCGAUCCCAUCAUCGCCAGUUCCCUUCCCCACACUCGGCGGUCAAGGAGUCGACUGGCAAGCAAGUCAUACAGAUACGUCGCACAGUCAUCGCUUUCCUCGUCGUACUCCUGCAGCCUCCGUCUCACAACCCACUAGGCCUGUCGCUGCCCGAACGUACUCGUCUACCUCAAACUCGAGUUAUCGUGUGCAUCCAACAGGGUGGCAGGAAAUAGUUGCCAACGCUCCCGGGCGCUCCUUGACUGGUUUCGCAGCUCAAUCCAAUGAUUUCUAUCGCGACAUGUUCGGCCUCAACGUAGAAAGUGAAAACAGAAUACAUCAGGCGAACCCAGACAGGUCAACGUCGAGUCCUUGUACAUCACUCCCUACUAGCCAAUGUCUGAUGUCGUCUCCGUUGCCAAUGUCAUCGGCACCUCUGACCUCAGUGCGCCCUCGUUCUAUGGCAGGCAGCCCACGCCUCAGCAGUGCCGGAGCAAGUCCCAGGAUGUCAAGGGAGAGCCGACGCCAGGCUCACCCUCCUCCUCCGCCUCCACCAUCUUUCCCACCUCCAGCGAUCCCCACAGAUCCAUCAUCAGAGCCACAGCACAGUCAGUCGAACCGACGGAGAGCCGCGACCAUAUCCUCCAUUGGUGACGGGGUAUUGGUAAAUAACUGGCAUCCACCGGCAUCGCCUUCCAAAGCGCGCAUAGUCGGAGGUGAAAACACAUCUUCAAAGGGAAGGCGAUCAAGGGCUCCGUCUCCAUCUUCGGCAACAAGGAAUCUGGUCGUAUCCCCACCCAACUCGCUGCCCCCACAUCGAUCGAACGAGACAUACCUUCGCCAGCAAAAUGCCCGUAGCAAUGUGUUAUCGAGCGAUGACUUUGUAGCCAGUCUGGAUCAGCUUGCCACGCCUUUGCCAUUGCCUAUGUCAUGCAGGUCAAGGUCUGCCAACACAUCGCGCGCGACAUCUCCUUCAAGAGCUCCUAAGUCCUAUUCUGCUCAGAAGAGCCCGAUGAUACGUCCUAACUUGAGGCAAUAUCACUCCCAUCACGGAGCAGAUAGCGAGGCUUCCAGGAGCACGACGAAGCUCCCGAACAGCACCGAGAUACAGUCGUGCGCUGAGAGAGAGAAGGCCGUGCAGGGGAUCAUCAGUGAUGCCCUUGCGAUUACAACGGCCAAGAAGGAGCAGCGAGAUCAAGAGACAGCAGCUGAGGCGUCGGAUUUGGAUCUACAGAUCAUGCAGACGAUCCAGGCACUGCGCGAGGUAGCCGAUGCUGUUCCUGGCAGCAGGCCGUCUUCACCGUGA
Molecule: messenger RNA, 2001 nt
Organism: Gamsiella multidivaricata
Lineage: Eukaryota; Fungi; Mortierellomycota; Mortierellomycetes; Mortierellales; Mortierellaceae
Exons: 1
Coding region: 1-2001 (666 amino acids)
Source: RefSeq, a predicted model, not a curated record